Rana temporaria (common frog) is the source of this 1233-nucleotide messenger RNA. RefSeq lists its product as uncharacterized. The record is from RefSeq and is a predicted model, not a curated record. NCBI's taxonomy places the organism in Eukaryota, Metazoa, Chordata, Amphibia, Anura, Ranidae. The coding region runs from base 205 to 1011 and encodes 268 amino acids. The transcript is spliced from 16 exons.
CAGCGUCAUUGGCUCGCAGGCUGCCUGUCUCGUUCAGUAAGUGAGAGGGAAACACCAGCAGAAGAAGAACUGCUCAGGGCAGACAGGGAGCAGAGAAGCAGCGGAGAAGCAGCCCUCCAUUCAUCUCCCUGUGACACAGACUCGGCAUCCAGCAGUGCAUGCAGAAAUCUCCAGGACACGUAUCAGUGUGCGUGGCUCUUGGUCAUGUGUUUAAUGUUGUAUAAAAGAGGAGCUGAGAUGUACAGGCAAUCAUACACUGAGCUGAAAUCAGGAAUCGGUACAAUGAAGGUCAUCCUGCUUUUUGCACUGUUUGGUCUGAGCUUCUGUCAAGAAGACAAAUGUUCAGGAGAGAAAGUUUCUGACCCAAAUGGCAACAAUUGUCUAUUACUAGCACUAAAGGAGCUUUCAGAAUUUGGCCCUGCUGUUGCCAAUUUUUCUUGUGCAUACGAUCAGUAUCAGGAGGAUGAAAACAAAGAGAGUUUUAAAGCUGCAUUGGGAAAAUUUGGUCGUACACUGAAGUGUACAAUCUGCCAUAUUGGUAACACUAUUGGUGAUAUUUUUUUGAUUUCAGCUACGAAUGCUGCAGAAGAUGCUCUAAGCAAUUCCAGUAAGGCUGUGCUAGAUCUUCUGGAAGUACUGAAACUAGAUAAAACCGUGUUUAAGGCUCUUUGUGGAUUGGGAGGGAAACUUUUAGCAUCAGAAUGCCUGAAGAAUGCCCUUGCGAAUGAAGCUACGGGCAUAUUAAAGGGUCUGAUAAAACUUUAUUGUGAGUCACAGAAAAGUGGUGCAACUGUUGCUGCUGAUGAUAUAGUAACAUUAGUGAAAGAUAUUACAUGCCUCUUGGAGGAACUUGGACUGCCAGAUUUUGACGCAAUGGAAAAAUCACUGGGAUCACUUGGUUCGAAAACUCUUCAGGGACUGCUUGGACAGAUAAUCGCUCUUACUGGGAAUGAUGUGGUUGGCCCACUAGCUUGUCAUGUGUUGGACCCUUGGUUCGGUAAAUUAAUUUAGACUGGAAACUACUUACUGAAUUAAUAUCAUGUGGUGCAUUCUGAACUUCAAACGUAGAAAAUAGGACAGCAUGAAUAAAUAAUACAAAAAAAUAUAUAAAAUCAAAUCUAUGAUUUUUUUUUUUUUUCAGAUUUUCUUACAUUUCCUUUCUUACAUUUCCAUGUGCCACAAAACUCUUAACUCUAACUUUAUUCUCUAAUCAAUAAACUUUAUUCAAAUCAA